Molecule: messenger RNA, 672 nt
Organism: Hydatigera taeniaeformis
Lineage: Eukaryota; Metazoa; Platyhelminthes; Cestoda; Cyclophyllidea; Taeniidae
Source: the annotation of a GenBank genome assembly
AUGAAUAAGUUGAAGUCUUUCAAGAAAGGUAUCGAAGAUGUUCGUCAGGGCAAUGAGACAGCACUGGAAGCUAGCAAAAAAGAACUCACGUCUAUUCCUGAACUUCCGGAGCUGGAGUUGAGGGGACUUCGUUCUCUCAUACUUGGAAUGAAUAGGCUAGACGCUCUUCCUAGAGGGUUUGGUGCAUUUCCUGCGCUUGAAGUUCUUGACUUAACAUAUAACAAUCUGGCAACUCUUCCCGAUAAUUUCUUUAAUUUGGGCACGUUGCGGGCGCUUUACUUGUCUGACAAUAAUUUUGAGCAGCUUCCGGCAGGAAUUGGGAACUUAUCAAACCUAGAGAUUCUUGCUUUGAGGGACAACGACCUCAUCUACCUCCCUCCUGAAAUUGGUAAACUGACAAGGCUGAAGGAACUUCAUAUUCAAGGAAAUCGAUUAACUGUGUUGCCUCCAGAACUAGGAAAUCUUGAUCUGACGGGUCCGAAGCAGGUUGCCAAGCUAAGUGGAAAUUAUUGGGUUUCUCCCAUCGAAGAUCAACUUCAAGUCGGGUUAUCCCACGUUUUUGACUACAUUCGAUCAGAAACCUACAAGUUCCUUCAUGACAGGCAUUUAACGAUGGAUCCACCAGUACCACCAAAAGCCGACAGAUCGAAGAAGAUAAGUCGGAAGCGCUGA